AUGGCAGCACCGCAGCUGAAGCUGAUCUACCUGGAUCACCACUACUGGCGCGCGGAGUGUGCGCGGUUGGCCCUCUUCAUGGCCAACGUCCCUUUUGAGGAUGCCCGCAUGGGCUAUGAGGGGAUGUAUUCUUCUGGUGCUCUGACUUUCGGCACCUUCCCAGCCCUGGUCGUGGCCGGAAAGGGCGUGCUUAACCAGACGCAGGCCAUCGCAAGGUAUGUUGGCCACCUCACGGGUAUGUACCCCAGCGACCCGUUCCUGGCGGCCAAGUGCGACGAAGCCAUUGACGGCCUCACCGACGUCUCGGACCUCAUCACCGACACCAUGCAGGAGCGGGAUCCUAAGCGCAAAAUCGCAUGGCGAGCUGCACUGGUGGCUCCUGAUGGGCGAAUGACCAUGCAGCUUGGCAUACUGAAUGGUUGUGGUUGCCGAUAA
Messenger RNA from Symbiodinium pilosum, 435 nucleotides. The record is from the annotation of a GenBank genome assembly. Lineage: Eukaryota; Dinophyceae; Suessiales; Symbiodiniaceae.